AUGAAGGACAUCUUGAUGGAAAGUCGCGUCUCGUGUGUGGCUGCAGUUCCCGCUCUGACCAGCAGGGGGUGCUCGCGCCGCCGCGCGCGCGGACGCAGCUCAGAGAAGAACUGCCAGAAGCAGAACCUCCUGGAGGUCGAAGCGGCGGCAUCAUGACCGUCUUCAACCCGACCCUGCUGCUGUGCGCGUUCGGCUUCUCCUCCAGCCUGCGGCCGUUCGAACCCUUCAUCACCGCCUUCCUGCUCGGACCGGACAAGAACCUGACGGAGACGCAGGUUGUAAAUGAAAUCUUCCCGGUCUGGACCUACUCCUACCUGGCGCUGCUGUUCCCGGUCUUCCUGGCCACAGACUUCCUGCGCUACAAGCCGCUGCUGCUGCUGCAGGCCGGCAGCCUGGUGGUCACCUACGUGUUGCUGUGCAGGGCGCGGGGCCUGCUGGCCAUGCAGCUGCUGGAGUUCACCUACGGCCUGGCCACGGCGUCCGAGGUGGCCUACUACUCCUACAUCUACAGCGUGGUGGAGCUGGAGCGCUACAAGAGGGUGACCGGCUUCUGCCGCGGCGCCACCCUGCUGGGCUCGGCCGCCGGCUCUCUGCUGGGCCAGCUGCUGUUCUCGGUGGCCGAGGUGCCGCUGCUCCACCUGGCCUUCAUCACGCUGGCGUCGGCCGCGGUGGCCUUCCUCACGGCCUGCUUUCUGCCCAUGCCCAGCAGGAGCUUGUUCUUCCACAUGAGUCCUUCGGCGGCAGCUCUCAGCAGCAGUUCUCCAUCGGAGCAGAUGAAGGAGGGCAGAGAGGCCAUGAUACCACGCUCUCCUGAGUCCAGGGAUGGAGGCAGCGGGCCUCUGGAGGUCCUGAAGAUGCUGUUUGCAGACUUCGUUAAGUGCUACAGCAGUCGCCCCCUCCUGGCCUGGUCCGUCUGGUGGGCGCUCUCCACCUGUGGUUACUUCCAGAUCGUCAACUACAUCCAGGCUCUGUGGGAGGACAUCCACCCGUCCGGCAGGCUGAUGAUCUACAAUGGUUACGUGGAGACUCUGGCCACGCUGCUCGGGGCGCUGGCGGCGCUGUUGGUGGGCUGCCUCCCCGUCUCCUGGUCCACGUGGGGCGAGCUGGCGCUGGCGGCGCUGUCCUUUCUCAUGGCGGCGUGCGUGUUCCUGAUGGACAUGCUGGGGAACAUCUGGGUGUGCUACGGCGUCUACGUUCUCUUCAGGGCCGUCUACAUGCUGCUCAUCACCAUGGCAACCUUCCAGAUCGCAGCGAAUCUCAGCGUGCAGCGUUACGCUCUGGUGUUCGGCGUCAACACGUUCGGCGCUCUGCUGCUGCAGACUCUGCUCACCCUGGUGGUGGUGGACUCUGCGGGUCUGGGCCUGGACAUCAACACUCAGGUGAGGAGGUGCAGGCCGGGUGAGGUCCAGGUCUCAUUUGUGACACACGUGUGCCGUUUUCCUCCGCAGUUCCUCAUCUACGCCGCCUACUUUACCGCCAUCGCUGUGGUCUUUCUGGUCGCCGGGCUCUGCGGCCUUAUAUGCAAACGGAUCUCCAAGGCGGAAGAGCCAACUUUGGAAGUGCAGGAGUUGAGUUCUUCUCCUGAUGGGACCCCCUGCAUGUAGCGUACGGUUACCCCGAACUGCUAAAACACAAGAACAAGGACAGCGCAUGGUUGAACACCGUGAAGAGCAAUGCGACACAAUGGGUUGCAUUUAUUUAUUUUCACCACUAGGUGCUGCAGUUAGUUGCUGUUGAAACCAAACAAGGUGCUGGAGAUGAUCAAGUAUUCUCAUUCCCAACUCGUCAUAUCUGGCUGUAAGGUUGGGGCCCCCUCCACGUCACUUUUUGGUGUUUUGGGUGUCCCCAACUCGUCAUAUAUGAACUUAUAGUUGGGGCCCCCUCCACGUUACUUGUGGACAUAGGGUUGGGGCCCCAUCUGUGUCACUUCUGCCUUUUUUGGUGUCCCUAACUCAUCUUUUUUUUCCAUGGUGGCUGUUCCCAUUACAUCAGGGGUCCCCAACCCACAGCAGGCGAGGACACGAGGGCCGAUCAGUACCAGGACACAGACAGGGUUACCAACCCUUUGCAUGCGAACCAGACCGUACCCCAACCCGGUAACUAGUGUUGGUCAAUAUGGAAACAACUGUAUAUCACAUAUAAAUUGUUUUAUAUCACAAUGACAAUGACUUACAUGCAGAUUAUUGAGAUAAAUAAAAUAAAACAUGCUAAGAUUUUUAGCUAGCUUAGCCAAAGAAGCCUACAGGAGUAAGAGAAUGCCUUGCUCAAGGUGGUGUAGAAACGUGAUGUUGGAAGCAAUUUCCAAUCUUGAAAAAUAGGAUAAAUAUAGAACAAAAUCUAGAUUUAACAAUGGAUUAAUUUAAAACAUGUUUAAAUUUAAGAAGUAAUCCAUAAGAAGGAUCAGACAGUGCUCAGUCAGGUACUGGCUAGGCACUACUAAGCCACAGACUCAGGAAUAAGGGAAAUAACUAAAAAAGAUUUAAAGGUCCCGUACUUUUUUAAAUUUAGAAAUAAAAAUAUUCCCAGUAGUGUUUUAAUUAUGAUUAGGACGUUUUUAACCAAAACCUAAAUGCCUUAAAACGCCAUUAUCAAGUUGAUCUGAAGCCUCUGUUUCCAAAAUCUCCUCUCAGGGGGCGUGGCUUUUGGAUCUGAGCCGAGCAGCCCCGCCCCGAUUCCCUCCUCCCAUCUGAUGAUGAUAGCUCCGUGUCCCGCUAGCGUAAAUCUUCACCGUAUUUGAUUCCUCAGUGAAAAUGAAAUGAAAACGUUUAGAAUUAGAAUGCGGUAAUAGCGGCCUUGUCUUUAAAGGUCGUGGAAGUGACAUAUUUCAAAAUGAUUCAAGGUAAAAUGGCGCGAUGUGCGUGAGAUUGCACAUGAGUCACUUAUGAUAGCCUUGCAUCAAUUGCGACGUGAGCGAUUAUAAAUCACUGUGAGGUACAAACCAGCUCUUACGCCUGAUUCCUCUGGCAGUAUGUCUGACUCUAGAGUCCUAUUGAUCUGUUUAUGUCUGGAAACUUGGUACAAGCUCAAAGUAUUUCUGUAGUCUGUUUUAGGGGGAAAAAAUGAGUUUUUUUUCUCAUGAUACAUUUUGGAUUCCAUAUGAAAAGUGACAGAAAUAGAUAUUUUUCCAUCAUUUUCAACAAAUCAAAGUCAUAAAGUGAGAAGACAAAAAUAGAAGGUUAAAAGUGAUAGUUUGUACAUGUCAAUAAAGCUAAAGGCUUAAACACUUAAAAACCUUUAAAAUUCACUCAGGUAACGACGAUUAUUCCACUUAUUUCCUUGUCUGAAUGUAUGAACAAACUCUCAAUCCAGUAGUAGUAUAUAUUUCUAAUGGGGUUAAAUAUUUAGAGUACCAUCAUGAAUGUUUGUGAUGAAUACUAUGUGAUUUUCUGCUGUAAAACUACCCAAAAAUGUGAGGUAUGAGGUAUCAACAGGAUCAGGAGGAGCUUUCACCUGACUGAUGUUGCACAUUAUCUGGAAAAAACAACCAGACCAAUCAGCGCAGUGUGAAAGCGCCCUCUAGUGUUUGCAUUUGUCCAGUAAACGAUCUGGAAAUGUUCCUUCAGUGUUCCAGGGACCAGAGACUUGGGUGUGGAAACACCUCAACGACUCCAAGCUGGAACCAUUUUAUUCAGUAUUUCCAACAACAAAGUGCCUUCUGCCACGAUUCCACCAGCAGGGGGAGCUCUCGUUGUACUCUGAGAGUGAAAUGAUACUUGGUGUUUUUCUGUUACAGAAUGUUGUUUUGUCCUGUUCUGACGAAUUGCUGCUGCUUAUUUUUUAUACGAUUGUUUUUAAAUAAACAAAUUUGAACUCUUCCUGUUUAUGAGGAAGUUGAA
This is a messenger RNA of Oryzias melastigma (Indian medaka), 3836 nucleotides long. RefSeq names its product solute carrier family 19 member 2 (gene slc19a2). Lineage: Eukaryota; Metazoa; Chordata; Actinopteri; Beloniformes; Adrianichthyidae. The record is from RefSeq and is a predicted model, not a curated record. Gene Ontology annotation, biological process: transmembrane transport; vitamin transport. The transcript has 5 exons. The coding region runs from base 153 to 1604 and encodes 483 amino acids. Gene Ontology annotation, molecular function: vitamin transmembrane transporter activity. Gene Ontology annotation, cellular component: plasma membrane.